Molecule: messenger RNA, 846 nt
Organism: Adineta steineri
Lineage: Eukaryota; Metazoa; Rotifera; Eurotatoria; Adinetida; Adinetidae
Source: the annotation of a GenBank genome assembly
AUGACUUCAUCAUCAUCAACUGAAACAACAGAAAAUGUUCUUGCUAUGUAUGAUCAAUCGGAUGGUUUUCGAGUCUAUAAAAACAAAAAUAUCGUCUUUUUUGGACAUGAUACUAUGCGAUCGCUUUAUUGUGAUCUUGCUCGAUUAUUACAAACUGGAAACAUGUUAAAAAAUAGUUCAAUUAAAUUCCAUCAUACUAGACAUGAUCCAUAUGUUAAUGAAACUGUACUUAAAAAAUUAGAUAAAUGUAUUUCAUACGAUCGCAUUGAUUGCCGUCGUUAUCAUAGUGAAAAAUCUUGCAACACAUUAUAUUUGAUAUUUAUUGGUAGUAUCAUGGAUGAUAAAUGGCCAAUAGAUCUUGAAUGGUUACAACACAUCACAGAAGUAAAACAAAUUGAUUUAGUUGUUACAUCAUGUGCAUAUCCUGAUCUUUGUGGCCGUCGAUUAGAAAAGAAAAAUGAAAAAUUUGACGAUAAACUGCCAUUAUUUAGCUCAAAACUGAAUUAUAUUUGUAGAACAUUUAAAUUGGCGUUCCCACAUGCGACAAUGAUUUGGUUUCCACCAUUACCAACAAUACGUUUAGAUGAUGGUAUACAAACGGAUCAAUUCAAGCAACUUGUUAAAACUUGUUUUGAUAUUGCAUGUAAUCAACAUCAUUUUCAAUAUUUGAAACGUUGUGAAGAUUGGAUUAAUGUUUAUAAAAUAUUAUAUUUAAAAGAUGAAUGUUAUAUGUCAGGAGAAGCUGUUCGUGAACUUACAACUGAAUUAGGUGAAUAUAUGGCUACAAAUUGGAAGCGUAAUAUUGAUAUUGAAACUGAACCAUCAUAUAAACGUUUUAAAACAUAG